Molecule: messenger RNA, 339 nt
Organism: Phoenix dactylifera (date palm)
Lineage: Eukaryota; Viridiplantae; Streptophyta; Magnoliopsida; Arecales; Arecaceae
Source: RefSeq, a predicted model, not a curated record
AUGGAGGAGCACACGGAGCAUCUAGGGGUGGUGCUCCACAUUUUGGAGAAGCAUCACUGCUACAUCAAGCCUUUCAAAUGUGCCUUUGCCCAACCGGAGUUGGAAUACUUGGGGCACAUCAUUUCGGGAGGAGUAAGAGUUGACCAAAGAAAGAUUGAGGCUAUGGUGGAUUGGCCACUAUCCAAGAACAUUUUGGCAUUGAGGGGAUUCUUGGGAUUGACCGGCUACUACCGAAGAUUUAUAAAGAACUAUAGGUUGAUUGCUAAACCCUUGACCACCAUGUUGAAGAAAGGGAAGUUUGAAUGGUCACCGAAAUCACGAGAGGCAUUUGACAUUUGA